Messenger RNA from Coregonus sp. 'balchen', 4680 nucleotides. The record is from the annotation of a GenBank genome assembly. Lineage: Eukaryota; Metazoa; Chordata; Actinopteri; Salmoniformes; Salmonidae.
AUGCCGCUGUGGAGACGAACAAAUGUUGGCGAUGAGGAGUGCAACCGGGCCAUGCUAGUCUCAGAGUCAAACUUUGGCCAUGGGGUACCACUGGGCCAGAGGCCGGGGGCAGAGAAAGACACCCAGAGACUCCACCGUGCCCUGCCAGACUGGGCUACAGUGUGGACAUACACAUGGACCUUAACGGUCAGGAGAUUUACACGCUCUUCAAGACAAGUAACACGCAUCUUAUACACACACCCCUGCUACAAAUCAGCUCCAAAACAAUAAUUAAUACUUUAUAACCUGGUUUUAUCAAUGUUAUCAAACUUAUCAGAGUUGCUACAUAAUGUUAUCAAUUAUGGGAUGGUCACGGAGUCAACUGCAGCCCAGCAAACAAAACUAUUGAAAACGUAUACACACACACACACACACACACAUACAAACACACUUAUCAUGUUCUCUUAUCCAAAAAGUCAUAAAAGUCUAUGAAGAUCUCAGGUUCUGAGAGAAAUUGUCAACUUUUCGUCUCCUGAAAACAGCCCAACCCUAAAGAUCCUUCAAAGUCAACUCUGAUUGAUCUUAUUUUAAUGCAUACACCAGAGAAAUAUGUUUCUACUGGUGUCUUCGCCCAAGAUAUUAGUGACCAUUGCCCAGUUGUUUGUUUUAGAGAUGUGAGAAUACAAAAAUCUAAGGCUUGUGUCAUCACAAAGAGGAACUUAAAAAACUUCAGUGAAAAGGCUUUUUUACACAAUCUUUAUUUUAGUGAGCUUGAUUGUAUUUCAGCUAUCCCUGAACCUGAUUUAGUUUUGAGCCUCUUUGCAGAUGUCUUCAAUACUAUUGUGGAGAAUCAUGCUCUCUUAAAAAAAUGAAGGGUUAAAGGUAGAUCGAAUUUCUGGUACACUCCGGAAUUAUCAGAAGUCAUUCAUAAAAGAGAUGAGGCUUGGGUCAAGGCCAGGAACACAGGCUUAGGCCCGGACUGGCAAGCUUUUAAGCAACUGAGGAAUCAUUGUGUAAAAAAAAUCUGAAAGGCUAAAUCUGAUUAUUAUGUAACUGCUCUUUCAGAUUGUAAUGGGAACCCGGCUAAAUUCAGGAAAACUGUCAAAUCCCUAAAUAGUUCUACUUCCCCCUCUCUGCCACAACAAAUUAAUUCAGACUCUGGCCUCAUUACGAAAAGAAAUGCAUAAUUGAUGCAUUUAAUCACCAUUUUAUUUGGGCAAUCUCUUUUAAAUAACGUCUAAGCCUAUUCACAAUAUUGGGCUGAAUGCUGAUAUCCAAUGCUUUUCUUUUAGGCUAUUUACAGAAAAAUUACUCCUGGAUGCUUUUCUAGCAAUAUACAACAAUACAUCUAUAGGAGCUGACCAAUUGGAUCCUGGUCUGCUUAAGUGUGCAGUGCCCAUCAUUGUUGACUAAAAAAAACACAUAUUUAAUUUAACAUUGUUAUCAGGAAAUAUUCCAAAAGUAUGGAAAUCAGCUCUUGUGCUGCCACUCAAUAAGGGCGGGGAUAGUAGUGAUCUUAAUAAUUAUCGCCCCAUUUCAAAGCUUCCUUGUCUAGCUAAGAUUCUCGAAUCCUUGGUAAAUGUACAACUUUGCUCUUUUUUUUAAAUCUGAGAAAUGUAUUUUGAAUGCAAACCAAUCAGGGUUUAGGGCUGGCAUAGCACUGUUACAGCAACCACUUUAGUUGUUUAUGAUCUUGUCAAAGCUUUUGAUACUGUUGGUCAUGCUAUUUUAUUGACUAAGUUGUCCUCGAUAGGCCUGAGCUCUGAUGCCUGUUCAUGGUUUCAUGAUUAUCCUAGUGACAGAACUGCAUUGAUGCGGUUAAGUCUGAAUUUCUUGAAGUGCAUAAAGGUGUACCACAGGGGUCGAUUUUGGGACCUGUUCUCUUCACUAUUUAUAUAAACAUCAUUGGUCAAUCUGUUAAAAAUUGUAAAUGUUAUCUAUAUGCAGAUUAUACUAUUAUGUAUGCUAUUGCCCCGACUGUUGAUCUGGCUGUGUCAAAACUACAGUCAGAUUUUAUAGCUAUGCAGGAAUCCCUUGCUGAUUUAAAACUUUUGCUUAAUACGGGCAAGACUAAAUGUUGUUUUUAAAUUCUCGUAAGAAUGUUUCAGAUGAAUUACAUGUUCACUCAUUAGAUGGUUCUCUGAUUGAAAGUGUUCCCGCAUAUAAAUACUUAGGCAUUUGGAUUUAUAUGGAUUUGACGUUUAAAAAAACAUAUAGAUGAGCUGGUUAAGAAGCUAAGAUUUAAAGUUGGCUUUUUCUACAGAAACUGAUCAUGCCUUUCUCCCUUUUUAUCGGUUCUUGACUAUGGUGAUAUUAUUUAUCAAAGUGCAGCUGCUACUACUGCUUCUAAACCUUUGGAUGCCAUCUACCAUAGUGCCCUUCGUUUUGUUACAGGCAACAGUUUUGAUACCCAUCACUGUAUCCUGUAUCAAAAGGUUGGCUUGACUUCGCUAAAGACCUGUAGAUCUCUACAUGACUCCCUUUUUGUUUACAAGGCCCUACUUCAUAAACUUCCGUCUUAUCUAACUUUGCUGUUGAAAUAUAGACACCUGAGUUGCCUAACCCGUUCACAGGAUUGGUUAACUCUUGAGGUUCCUAGGGUCUCCACCAAGCUAGGUAAAUCUGCUUUUAGUUUUAAUGCACCGUAUUGCUGGAACAAAAUUCUAAAUACAUUCAAUCUUGAUGUUCUGGUGCCGUUCCGGUAAUUUAAAGUAUUGAUUGGGGACUUAUUUGUGGAGGAAUGUAACUGUCUUUCUGGGUGAUUUGUGAUGUUUAUUUGUGCUUACCAUGACUGUGUUUUUGUAUUUUAAUGUGUAUAUACAUAUACUGAACAAAAAUAUAAAUGCAACAUAAAAUCAUUUCAAUGAUUUUACUAAGUAGCCAUUUUCUUAACUGUUUAGCAGUCUAACGGCUUGGGGGUAGAAGCUGUUAAGGAGUCUUUUGGACCUAGACUUGGAGCUCCGGUACUGCUUGCCUUGAGGUAGCAGAGAGAACAGUCUAUGACUAGGGUGGCUGGAGUCAGACAUUUUUGAGGGCCUUCCUCUGACACCGCCUGGUAUUGAGGUCCUGGAUGGCAGGAAGCUUGGCCCCAAUGAUGUAGCUUGUCUGGUAGGCUUGCGUCACUGGUCAGCUUGUGGCUGGGUUUCCCUUUGUAAUCCGUAAUAGUUUGCAAGCCCUGCCACUUCCGAAGAGAGUCAGAGCCGGUGUAGUAGGAUUCAAUCUUAGUCCUGUAUUGACGCUUUGCCUGUUUGAUGGUUCGUCGGAGGACAGAGCAGGAUUUCUUAUCAGCGUCCGGAUUAGUGUCCCGCUCCUUGAAAGUGGCAGUUCUAGCCUUUAGCUCAGUGCGGAUGUUGCUUGUAAUCCAUGGCUUCUGGUUGGGAUAUGUACUGUACAUAUGGUCAUAUGGUGGGGACGACAUCAUCAAUGCACUUAUUGAUGAAGCCGGUGACUGACGUGGUAUACUCCUCAAAGCCAUUGGAUGAAUCCCAGAACAUAUUCUAGCAAAACAGUCCUAUAUUGUGUAUAAUGUGUAUUUUUAUAUUGUGUUAUACAGGGCAUAUUUGGAAAAGAGACGUAGGUCUCAGUAUGUCUUCCCCGUCAAAAUAAAGGUUAAACAAAUAUUGGGGAGGGGGAGGCAGAGGAAAGAUACGGUCAGUCAUUGAUAUUUACAAUAAAACCACUGGAGAUGUGAAAUAUGUAAAGCGUGCACACAGGAUGAAACUAUGACACACACAUACACACACAGAGAGAGAGAGACAUAAUGUCCUAGUGAUGCAUGACACACACAGUCCCGUACACACCUAUUUAAUAACUACUCUGCAAACACCUGCAGACAUGCACACACCGUGUUGUGCCCUGCAGACAGAAGGAUGACUGAUGGGUUAGCUAAUUGUUAGUUGAAGCAGACUCUUUUGAGGAAUCACGUGGCACCAUCAUCACAUGCCACAGCAGGGGAUAUCAUUUUCUAGUAGUCUUUCUUCUACUAACCGGCACAGCCAGAGAGGGAUGGGCACCCAUUGUCUGGUCCUCUCAAGGUUUCUUCCUUUUAGGGAGUUUUUACUUGCCACUGUGCUGCUGCUUGCUCUUAGUGGGUCUAGGCCGGUAAAGCAUUUCUGACCAAAAAAAUGUAUAAAUGGAUACAAUUUGAUUGAUUGAUGUAUUGAUUGAUUGCAGAGAGCGAGCAGCCGGUAAAGGAGUGCUUCCUGGCGGUGCUGUCGCCUCACGGGGAGGAGGGCUGUGUGUUCGGGGUGGACGGAAUGAUGGUUAGACUGUCCCACAUCUUCUCCUGCUUCAACAACACACACGGAGGGAAAGACCAAACUGGCUUACCUGGUUAAAUAAAGGUGUUUUUCAUGUUCUUCAUCCAGGUUAGUACCAUCAUCACCACACCCACAACAAUGAGGUCAGUCAUUCAAUCAGUCAGUGAUAUGAUAAUAAUCAAUAGUAAUCAUCUCUCUCUCUCUUGCUCUCUAGGCGUGUCGUGGGGGUGAGCUGGAUGAUGGGGUGACAGUGGAGACGGAUUUAGCAGGAAGUGACAUCAUUGAGGACAACUUGUCUAAAUACCUGUCCAUCCCCAUGGAUACGGCAGUUAUGUACGCCACCGCACCAGGUUACGGGGCGUUCAUACACCCUCUGGGGGCUGUCUUCCUCCAGACGUUUGCAUCCUAUUGGAGGAGGAAGGGGGUGUUGCCCUGGAACUGA